This is a messenger RNA of Salvelinus fontinalis (brook trout), 2704 nucleotides long. Its product is annotated as SAP domain-containing ribonucleoprotein-like. Gene Ontology annotation, cellular component: nucleus. The record is from RefSeq and is a predicted model, not a curated record. The transcript has 11 exons. NCBI's taxonomy places the organism in Eukaryota, Metazoa, Chordata, Actinopteri, Salmoniformes, Salmonidae. Gene Ontology annotation, biological process: poly(A)+ mRNA export from nucleus. The coding region runs from base 29 to 352 and encodes 107 amino acids.
CUGAUUUUCAUCCUAAACAGAGGAUGACAUGGGCCUAAAUGAAGAUGAUGUUCUGGGAGAAGAGCCAGAGGACCUCACGAAAGAGGAUGCCAUCACUGAGGAUAAUAAAAAGAAAUCCAUAGUGUCUGAGGAGACGGCUGAAAAGAAAGUGGUAAAAAUCACACCCCCAGCGUCUGUGGAUGAGAGGGUACAGAAAAGAGCAGAACGCUUCAAUGUCCCUGCGUCAGCUGAUGACAAGAAGGCCAUACAUGCUGCCCGGUUUGGUUUGCCCGCUGCUGCACCUCCAACUUCCACCCCAGGUGUUACUGUGAAUAAAUCCACUGCGGUCAGCGUUGAACAGCUAAAAAAGUGAGCAGAGCGAUUUGGCGGGAACGUUUCUUCAGUUUCCAAGAAGGUCAUAGCUCCAGCAACACUGUUCCUGGCUGCAAAGGUUGAGGAACAGCCCCGCAAGUUGGAGCAUGUUAUCAAGGUGACCCAUGCAUGCCUCAACCCUCAGGACCCUUCACCAGACGUCCGCAGUGAUGUUGUGCCUCACCAGCUCGUUUUCUCCCGUUGUGCUGUUUACAAACACACAUGACUGGCUCAACUGUUCUGGGGAACUACGAUAAGCUUCGUCAUGUGACAGAACCACUAAUGAACAGGAUAAGGAUCCACGUGUUGCCGUCAUGCUGGGGCCGUUUGUCCCAGACUGCCCGUACCCAAGAGCCCAAGGCCUGUUCCUUCACCCAGCGGCCCUGCUCCCAGCCCCGCCUGGUGGGAAUUCUGCAUCAAACACGUCCUGGAGGACAAGAACGCCCCCUACGGACAGUGUAGUUAUGUGUCUAACAAGAAUGGCAAGCGCUUCCCGAAUGCAGCCCCCUAAGGUUGAAAAUAAAGAAUGGGUGACCUUCUGCGUGGAGCACUUUAGGUGGAAUGCCAUGGCUCUCCAGGCCCAGUUGAGGAAGGCCUCAUCUGGUCCCUUUCCUGAGGCCUUCCUAUCUCUGCUCAGUGGAUACAACUGCACUGAGAUCCAUGAGCAGGACAGUGGCCGCAGUGAAGCCAGCCUCAUCCUAGGUGUGAAAUGUUUCUGCACCAUCUUUUUUCUUUCUACACAUAUGCAUUGGCAACAUAUUUUAACCUCCUAUUUUAUUUAUCAGAGACCAUGCACAACAAAAUGUGUUGCACCAUAUUUAACAGCUCAUUUUUUACUCUCCGGUGUCCUGAUAGCUGUUCUUUUUUAUAAUAGUUGCUAUUCCAGGUAAAUUGGAGCAUUUACUAUUAAGUGCAUGGUCCCAUUCCUGUACAUUCCUCCACUGCAUUGAGCCAAGUCACAGUCCAGGGGAGCUGAUGAGGAUUGUCUGUCCAGCUGUCCUCAUCUACAGAGUGAGGGUGAGCAGGGACCACUCGCUCUUGACCAGACCUGUAGUGGAGACCCAGACAGUGAAGCUGACAGCAUUGACAAUAACCACAAGGACCCUCUUAAGUAAGACUGCAAUAUUCGGAUACUGUGUUCUCUACCACAUUACAUACAGUUGAAGUCGGAAGUUUACAUACACCUUAGCCAAAUACGUUAAACUCAGUUUUUCACAAUUCCUGACAUUUAAUCGUAGCAAAAAUUCCCUUAAUUAGGUCAGUUAGGAUCACCAAUUUAUUUUAAGAAUGUGAUGUCAGAAUGAUAGUAGAGAGAAUGAUUUAUUUCAGAUGUUAUUUCUUUCAUCACAUUCCCAGCAGGUCAGAAGUUUACAUGCUACCAAAUACUAAUUGAGUGUAUUGCCUUUUAAAUUGUUUAACUUGGUUCAAACGUUUCGGGUAGCCUUCCACAAGCUUCCCACAAUAAGUUGGGUGAAUUUUGGGCCCAUUUAUCCUGACAGAGCUGGUAUAACUGAGUCAGGUUUGUAUGCCUCCUUGCUCGCACACUCCUUUUCAGUUCUGCCCACAGAUUUUCCAUAGGAUUGAGGUCAGGGCUUUGUAAUGGCCACUCCAAUACCUUGACUUUGUUGUCCUUAAGCCAUAACUUUGGAAGUAUGCUUGGGGUCAUUGUCCAUUUGGAAGACCCAUUUGCGACCAAGCUUUAACUUCCUGACUGAUGUCUUUAGAUGUUGCUUCAAUAUAUCCACAUAAUUUUCCUGCCUCAUGAUGCCAUCUAUUUUGUGAAGUGCACCAGUCCCUCUUGCAGCAAAGCACCCCCAUAACAUGACGCUGCCACCCCCAUGCUUCACGGUUGGGAUGGUGUUCUUCGGCUUGCAAGCCUCCCCCUUUUUACUCCGAACAUAACGAUGGUCAUUAUGGCCAAACAGUUCUAUUUCUGUUUCAUCAGACCAGAGGACAUUUCUCCAAAAAGUAUGAUUUUACUUUUUUAUUUUUUAUUAUUACUUUCUUAGCUACAGUACACUUUCUUAGCUACAGACCUCAACCAUUUUAUAACAAGCAUGUCCAGAGAUACAACCUCUCUUAUCAUCACUCAGUGCCUGGGCUUACCUCCACUGUACCCGCACCCCACCAUACCCCUGUCUGCACGUUUUGCCCUGAAUCUAUUCUACCACGCCCAGAAAUCUGCUCCUUUUAUUCUUUGUCCCCAACGCUCUAGGCGACCAGUUUUGAUAGCCUUUAACCAUACCCUCAUCCUACUCCUCCUCUGUUCCUCGGGUGAUGUGGAGGUAAACCCAGGCCCUGCGGGUCCCCAGGCACCCUCAUUUGUUGACUAAUGUGAACGAAAAAGCCUUGG